Messenger RNA from Aspergillus ibericus CBS 121593, 1035 nucleotides. Its product is annotated as CAP domain-containing protein. Gene Ontology annotation, cellular component: extracellular region. The transcript has 3 exons. The record is from RefSeq and is a predicted model, not a curated record. Bases 1 to 1035 code for a protein of 344 amino acids. NCBI's taxonomy places the organism in Eukaryota, Fungi, Ascomycota, Eurotiomycetes, Eurotiales, Aspergillaceae.
AUGCGCUACUCUUACGCUCUGGGCGCCCUCUGCGCCGCUGGUGCCAUGGCCCACAAUGUGGACAAGCGUUCCUACGUGACUGACUGGACCGUCGUCACCGUCACUACCACCAUCACCGAGUACCCCAGUACCCCCACGGUAUACGAGAACGUCGCGGUCGAGGCCGAUACUUCCUCUUCCAGCGUCGCCGUCGCUGUUGACUCCACCAGUGCUGCUGCUGCUGCCGCCGCCGCCGCUGAGACCACCACCUCGUCCGUUGUCACUCCUGUCGUCGAGGCUACCACUUCCGUGGCGGCUGCUGUUGUUGACACCACUUCGGUGGCUGCUGCUGCUGACACUACUACCUCGGUGGCUGCUGCCGAGCCUACUACCACCGCGGCUGCUGUCAUCACCACAUCCACUUCCGAGGAGGCUGCCGCUGCCACUGCCUGGACCUCCGCUUGGACCUCCUACUGGACCUCUUCCUGGUCUUCUGCUGCCGCGGAGUCGACCACCCUUGCGACCUCGACCUCGUCUAGCGCCACCUCGACCGCCACCAGCGCUUACCAGUCCGCUGUCUUGUACAACCACAACGUCCACCGCAGCAACCACUCGGCUAGCUCUCUUUCGUGGUCUUCCAGCCUGGAGUCGAGCGCCUACACUCUGGCUGCCAAGUGUGUCUACGAGCACGACACGAGCAUUGAUGGCGGUGGCUACGGCCAGAACAUUGGAUAUGGUGUCUCGGCGGACGAGAUCGGCGUCAUGAUCACCAACCUGAUGUACAACGACGAAAUGGGCUACUACACCGACCUGUACGGAGAGGCCGACCCCGACAUGACCUACUUCGAUAGUUGGGGUCACUUCUCCCAGAUCGUCUGGGCCGCCACCACCGAGGUCGGCUGCGCCACGGUUACUUGCAACAGCCUGGGCAACGUCGAUGCCUCGGAAGCGCUGCCUUUCACUGUCUGCAACUACAGCCCUGCCGGAAACUACGAGGGUGAAUAUGGCACCAAUGUCAAGCGUCCCCUCGGACAGGCCAUGUACGUUGCUUCCUAA